CAUAUUUUUUUCCCCAGAUACCAUGUUUGUGUGGUAGUGCACCUUGUUUGCUAUGCAGAUGUUGUCCUAGUGGAAACAACUCCACUGUAACUAGAUUGAUCUAUGCACUUUUCUUGCUUGUUGGAGUGUGUGUAGCUUGUGUGAUGUUGAUACCAGGAAUGGAGGAACAACUCAAUAAGAUUCCUGGAUUUUGUGAGAACGAGAAAGGCGUCGUCCCUUGUAACAUUCUGGUUGGCUAUAAAGCCGUAUACCGUUUGUGCUUCGGGUUGGCCAUGUUCUAUCUUCUCCUUUCUUUGCUGAUGAUCAAGGUGAAGAGCAGCAGUGAUCCUAGAGCCGCAGUGCACAAUGGAUUUUGGUUCUUUAAAUUUGCUGCAGCAAUUGCAAUUAUUAUUGGGGCAUUCUUCAUUCCAGAAGGAACUUUUACAACUGUGUGGUUUUACGUAGGCAUGGCAGGUGCCUUUUGUUUCAUCCUCAUACAGCUAGUCUUACUUAUUGAUUUUGCCCAUUCGUGGAAUGAAUCAUGGGUCGAAAAAAUGGAAGAAGGCAACUCAAGAUGCUGGUAUGCAGCCUUAUUAUCAGCUACAGCUCUGAAUUAUCUGCUGUCACUCGUUGCUGUUGUCCUGUUCUUUGUCUACUACACUCACCCAGCCAGUUGUUCAGAAAAUAAGGCAUUCGUCAGUGUCAACAUGCUCCUCUGCAUUGGUGCUUCUGUGAUGUCUAUACUGCCAAAAAUCCAAGAAUCACAACCAAGAUCUGGUCUGUUACAGUCUUCAGUAAUUACAGUCUACACAAUGUAUUUGACAUGGUCUGCUAUGACUAAUGAACCAGAAACAAACUGCAACCCUAGUCUGCUGAGCAUCAUUGGCUACAACACAACAAGCACUAUCCCAAAGGAAGGGCAGUCGGUCCAGUGGUGGCAUGCCCAGGGAAUCAUCGGACUCAUCCUCUUCUUACUGUGUGUGUUUUAUUCGAGCAUCCGCACUUCAAACAACAGCCAGGUCAAUAAACUGACUCUAACAAGUGAUGAAUCCACGUUAAUAGAAGACGGUGGAGCCAGAAGCGAUGGGUCCCUGGAGGAUGGCGACGAUGUGCCCCGUGCUGUGGACAAUGAGCGCGAUGGCGUCACCUACAGUUACUCCUUCUUCCACUUCAUGCUUUUCCUGGCUUCGCUGUACAUCAUGAUGACCCUCACCAACUGGUACAGGUACGAACCCUCUCGUGAAAUGAAAAGUCAGUGGACAGCUGUCUGGGUGAAAAUCUCUUCCAGUUGGAUCGGGAUCGUGCUGUAUGUUUGGACACUGGUGGCACCGCUUGUUCUUACAAAUCGUGAUUUCGACUGAACGGGACUUCUGGCAUGAAAGUUCCACUUCGAUCUUUGCUUAUUUGAAAACAGUGUUCCCAACUUUCGUAAAGUUGUAUAUGUGUAUGCUUCCCAUGUAACUUCUUCAGUGUUGUGCUGGCAUGAACUAGAUUUUACCGCUUGCCAUUUUAUUCAUUAUUUUCUUGCCAAGCGCACUGAUAAGUGAACUAAAAUGAAUUGCAAAGGGAGAAAUUUAUGACUCUGCUGGUAAGGAAAAGUGGACUUUGUUAGGCUCAUCCUCUGUUCUGUACCUGUAAAAUUAAGAGGAAAAACAAACUUGCUUGACAGUUUGGUUUUAAAAUUGUGUUAGCUCUUAAGGUGUUUUAGAAGGCAUGAAAGCAAAUUUAUGGCUGCCUUUUGAAGUAUUUUAUGUGUUGCCUUGCAGGAUACUGUGAAGAAUGUGGCUAUCCUAAAAUCUUGCAAAUAAGUCACCUAAAUAUCAUCGUCUGAAAAUCUUGUUAGGUUUUCCCCUUGAUACGAAAGUAAGGGACUUACACAGGUAGGGAGUGUUCAGGGGGUGACGGCGUAGGUUAUGGAUGGUGUGUGGGUACUAAGUUGGAUACCCAGUGAAUCAUCUUCCUUGGAGAGAUGCCCAAGAACAUGAACACUGCUCUGGUCGUUAGAAGCCCGGGCAGAAAGUACGAGUCCAGUGGGUGUGUUUGAAACUGAAAAAUUUAGAUAAGGAUUUGAAAAGGAUGAUCAUAGGUUAGAAGGAAGUUGUUGAAAGUCACUUUGAAAGUUACUCUUGAAAAUCAAAGGCGGUAGAGUUUUGACAGGGCAGGAAGAAACAGCAAAAUACCAGGCUUUGGUAGGUACUUAGAUAAAACCUAGUCAGUUCUUUCAUUCUAAAAAUGAAGAACUGAAGCACAGACUUAAAUAGCUCAAGUCGCCAAUUAGUGGCAAAGCUGCUGACAGUAGCUGGCAUUCUGACAUCCAGAGGUAAUUUCUGUUCAAAUACAUGCAAAAUUGACUUUACACGUCAUUACUGGUGGAUAACUUAAGUGACGUGGAUCGCUGGCGUCCAGCCUGCCUUCUCCCCAUGAGCUGAGGUCAGGAUAAUGAUGGAAUGUUGUAGAAAUAAGCUCCUGCUUACAGUACACUACGCAGUUCAAAAGAUGUUAUGAUGCUUUUGUAUUUACGGCCAUGUAAUUGAAAUAUGUAGAUUAUAAUCUCUCAAUCUGAAAAUCAAGCAGUAUGACAGUGACAGUUAAAUAAGUUAUUUGUGUGUGUCAUUAGUGUUUAAUGAAGCUUUCAAAACAUCUACAUUUCCUUCUUUAAGAAUAUUUAUUGUAAAUGAAGUAUAACAAUUCAACUUAAUUCCCUAACCUUAUUCUGUGUGUUGAUACUGUUUCACAGUUUUGAAUGACUGUGUUUUAUCUCUAAAUAAAUGAAUUCCAAGAAAG
Carlito syrichta (Philippine tarsier) is the source of this 2763-nucleotide messenger RNA. RefSeq names its product serine incorporator 1 (gene SERINC1). The record is from RefSeq and is a predicted model, not a curated record. Gene Ontology annotation, cellular component: membrane. Bases 144 to 1340 code for a protein of 398 amino acids. NCBI's taxonomy places the organism in Eukaryota, Metazoa, Chordata, Mammalia, Primates, Tarsiidae. The transcript is spliced from 9 exons.